Molecule: messenger RNA, 755 nt
Organism: Drosophila sulfurigaster albostrigata
Lineage: Eukaryota; Metazoa; Arthropoda; Insecta; Diptera; Drosophilidae
Exons: 2
Coding region: 164-694 (176 amino acids)
Source: RefSeq, a predicted model, not a curated record
AACUAAUUUUAUAGUUCAAGGUUUCAUGAUGUUGAUAAUAGACAUCCGUAAUGUGAAUGUACAUAUGCUGAUAAUAGUUGCAAAUGUAUUCCGCACAGCUGUGCAAAUCGUAUAUAAACUGAGCUAAAUUCCUCCAAAUAUUGACUACAAUAAUUUGAACAAGAUGCGCUGCAUACUCGUAUUGGUUCUUGUUGCUUUGAGCUUCGUGAGUCCUGCUCCAACAAGAAAUAAUCUCAAAGAGGAUUUGACAAAGCUUGCUAACGAGACUACAAUAUUGUAUGAGCGUGCAAUUUUAAAAUGCCACAUAAUAGCUUGUCAAAAAGCAGUUGACAAUAAGAAUAAUAAGCAAACGGAUAUUGAGAAGGUGCAAAUGUAUCUGAAUAAGUUAGUUGAUUGGGAUGAAACUUGGCCCAAAAACGCACAUAAAUUCUCCGUCGAAAAAAUGGAAGGCAGCACUAACAUUUUUGUCAACAUACCAAGUGACACUUUGAACAAUUUGGUAAAUGGUGGCUUAUCUGAAAUCAACUUAAAAUGCGAUGAAUUAAGAACACAAGUACUUGAUGGAUUCGAGGCUAGAGCUACUGAAAUUAUUCGUUCUUAUAGGGAAGCUGGAUAUACUGAUGCUAAAAUGGAUGAAUGGUAUAAUAAAUUUCUUCAAAAUCGUGAAUCCGAAAUUUUUGCAUUGCUAGCUUAGUUCUUAAAAGACAAAACGUUUUAAAAUAAAGCAAACAAUUAAAAAAGCAAUAAUAUGGAUG